GGCAGAACAGCGCAGGCAGCCGCCCACCCACCAGCCACCGCAGCAGCUGCCGGGCGAGCUAGGCAAACAUGGUCGCGGCGCACACGUCCCAUCCGUCCUCCUCCAACGAGUGGAUCGCCUGCCUGGAUAAAAGGCCUUUGGAGCGUUCCAGCGAAGAUGUAGACAUUAUUUUUACCCGGCUAAAAGAAGUGAAAGCUUUCGAGAAAUUUCAUCCAAACCUUCUCCAGCAAAUAUGUCUCUGUGGCUAUUAUGAGAACUUGGAAAAGGGAAUUACAUUGUUUCGUCAAGGUGAUAUUGGAACAAAUUGGUAUGCUGUGCUGGCAGGAUCUUUGGAUGUGAAAGUUUCUGAUACAAGCAACCACCAGGAUGCUGUGACCAUAUGCACCUUGGGAAUAGGGACUGCUUUUGGAGAGUCGAUUUUGGAUAACACCCCUCGCCAUGCGACUAUCGUUACAAGGGAGAAUAGUGAACUGCUUCGAAUUGAGCAGAAGGAUUUCAAGGCACUAUGGGAGAAAUAUCGUCAAUAUAUGUCAGGACUUCUGGCUCCUCCUUAUGGUGUUAUGGAAACUGGCUCCAACAAUGACAGGAUGCCUGACAAGGAUAAUAUGUCUAGUAGCAGUCUGUGUUCAAUCUCAAAACACUGCAGCAAGACUCCUUUCAUUGAGCAUCAUAUCCCACUUCGACCAGCUAAAACCAUUACAGAGGUUCCAUCAGAAAAAAUCCUGAGAGCUGGAAAGGUGUUACGGAAUGCAAUCCUCUCCAGAGCACCUCACAUGAUAAGAGACCGCAAAUAUCACCUGAAGACAUACAGACAAUGUUGUGUUGGAACAGAACUAGUAGACUGGAUGAUGCAGCAAAGUUCAUGCGUUCAUUUACGGACACAAGCCGUUGGCAUGUGGCAAGUAUUAUUGGAAGAAGGCGUUCUCAACCACGUGGAUCAAGAACAACACUUCCAGGACAAAUACUUAUUUUAUCGAUUUUUGGAUGAUGAACAUGAGGAUGCCUCUAUGCCAACGGAAGAGGAGAAGAAAGAAUGUGAUGAAGAGCUACAAGACACAUUGCUUCUGCUCUCUCAGAUUGGACCAGAUGCCCAUAUGAGGAUGAUUCUUAGAAAACCGCCAGGCCAGAGAACUGUUGAUGACCUAGAAAUUAUAUAUGAAGAACUUCUUCACAUUAAGGCUUUAUCUCAUCUUUCUACCACAGUGAAACGGGAACUCUCAGGUGUGCUAGUAUUUGAGUCACAUCCUAAAGCAGGAACUGUCUUAUUUAAUCAAGGAGAAGAAGGAACUUCUUGGUACAUUAUUCUGAAGGGAUCAGUAAACGUUGUAAUUUAUGGCAAGGGUGUGGUAUGUACCCUACAUGAAGGCGAUGAUUUCGGCAAGUUAGCAUUAGUAAAUGAUGCUCCGAGAGCAGCUUCCAUUGUUCUUCGAGAAGAUAACUGCCAUUUCUUGAGGGUAGACAAGGAAGAUUUUAACAGAAUACUCAGGGAUGUCGAGGCAAACACUGUAAGACUGAAGGAGCAUGACCAAGAUGUCUUGGUUCUGGAGAAGGUCCCACCUGGAAAUAGGGCUUCAAAUCAGAGCAGCUCACAGCCUCUUCAACACAAGUACACUGUGAUGUCAGGAACUCCAGAGAAAAUUUUAGAACACUUCCUAGAAACAAUGCGUCUUGAAUCAAGUGAAGGAACAGAUCCUGGCUUUCAUGAUUUUGUUAUGAUGCACUGUGUGUUCAUGCCGAAUAAUCAGCUUUGUCCGGCUUUGAUGGCUCAUUAUCAUGCUCAACCUUCCCAAGGCACCGAGCAAGAAAAAGUGGAUUAUGCCCUAAACAAUAAAAGGCGAGUCAUCCGCCUAGUUUUGCAGUGGGCUGCUUUGUGUGGAGAUCUCCUGCAGGAAGAUGAAGCUGCCACAGCCUUUCUGGAGGAGUUUUAUGUGUCUGUAUCAGAUGAUACGAGGAUGAUUACAGCACUCAAAGACCAACUUCCAGAGCUGGAAAAAACUAUGAAACAGCUAUCAGAAGAAGCUAAAGCACCUCAGAAAAAGCACAAAGUUCUUUUGCAGCACUUUAAUACAAGUGAUGAAAGGACUCAAAAACGGCAGCCUAUCAGGGGAAGCGAUGAAAUUUUGUUCAAGGUGUACUGCGUCGAUCACACCUAUACCACUAUCCGAAUACCUGUGGUGUCUUCUGUUAAAGAAGUCAUCAGUGCAGUGGCUGACAAACUGGGCUCUGGAGAUGGCUUGAUAUUAGUAAAGAUGAGCUCUGGAGGAGAAAAGGUGGUAUUGAAACCUAAUGAUGUUUCAGUGUUUACAACUCUCAGUGUUAACGGCCGUCUCUUCGCUUGCCCUCGAGACCAGUUUGACUCACUGACACCACUACAGGAACAGGAAGGCCCCUCAACUGGAACCAUGGGAACGUUUGAACUCAUGAGCUCCAAAGACUUAGCAUACCAAAUGACAGUGUACGACUGGGAGCUCUUCAACUGUGUGCAUGAGCUGGAACUUGUCUACCACACAUUUGGAAGGCACAAUUUUAAAAGGACGACAGCCAAUUUGGACCUAUUUCUGCGAAGAUUUAAUGAAAUCCAGUUCUGGGUAGUCACCGAGAUUUGUCUCUGUUCCCAGCUCAGCAAACGCGUUCAGCUCCUGAAGAAGUUUAUUAAGAUAGCUGCCCACUGCAAGGAAUACAAAAACUUGAAUUCUUUUUUUGCUAUAAUCAUGGGGCUAAGCAAUGUAGCCGUGAGCCGCCUCACCCUGACAUGGGAGAAACUUCCAAGCAAGUUCAAGAAGAUCUAUGCAGAGUUUGAAAGCUUAAUGGACCCUUCAAGAAACCACCGGGCCUACAGACUCACCGUAGCUAAGCAGGAACCUCCCGUAAUUCCAUUUAUGCCUUUGCUUAUAAAAGACAUGACAUUUACUCAUGAAGGGAACAAGACAUUCAUUGACAGUCUAGUAAACUUUGAAAAAAUGCGUAUGAUUUCCAACACUGUCAGAACAGUGAAAUUUUGUCGGAGCCAACCUUUCAGCCCUGAUGCAUCUCUGGCAAAUAAGAACCAUCAGGAUGUCCGAAGUUACGUGCGGCAAUUAAGUGUGAUUGACAAUCAGAGGACUUUAUCACAGAUGUCGCAUCGCCUAGAACCACGCCGUGCUUAAAUGUUUCCAACGACGACGCCUCCCUUUUUCUCGACUCCAAGGUCAUUUGUUAAGAAUGCCACCUCUUCCCUGCUACUGCACUGCCACUACAAAUGUAAGCAACAACAGAUUCCAAAAUGUCCUAGGUAAUUGAUGCACAAAUGUACCCGCUGGUGGAAAAAUAACAGAGGAGAUGAAUGAGAUCACUCGCCACCGCAGCUGGGAGGAGCCUCACGUGGUAUGCACUUAGUUAAUUUUGAAACAUACUAAAAAGUCUUGUACAUAAUAGAAAUCUUUAAAAGGGGGGGUGGGGGGGACAAGAGUCUGGAAGGAAAAAGGUAAACUAGUUGAUAAAUUAUGAACCUAAAACUUUUGCCAUUUCCAAGGAAUGUAUAGAUGGGUACUCUUAACUAACAAAAGAAAUUGCAGUAUUCUCUCCUCCGUUAUCAAAUUUAAGGCUGUAUUCUGCCAUGGUUUUGCAUGUUUAGUCCACAUGAGCAUCGGUGUCAAAAAAACAAAAACUAAUGGCAUAAAGUAGGUAGGUAUAGUAAAAUAUUGCCAUGGCUUUAGUAUUCAGGGAGUAGUAAAAGCCUUUCCCUGCAAUAGGAUGUUUUUAAAAGUCAUCUCUUAAAUGCAUUUGCCUUACUACAGUAAUACAUCAUGACCACUUAAAUAAACUCCAGGAUUUCUGGGAGUUUCUUCUAUGGGAGGUGCCUAUUGUUUACAUUUCAGUUGUUUUAGGGAUUUUUUUUUUUUAGCUGCUAGACAGGACUAUACAAAAUAACACUACAAAAUGAAAGGGUUUUUCAGAAAAUGGCAUUAGAAGAAGCAAAAACAAAACCCACACACAAACACUGUCAGUGAGAGCACAAUCUGCACAAAUAAUUUCAGGGUAAUCUUUUUCUGGACAAUGAAACUUUCAAUAUCAGCAACUUCUUAAUUCUUUACUCGGUCUAAUUUUGGCAAACGUUUUGCACUUUGAAGUUAGGUGGCCUACAGAAAUGUUAAUGCUCAUCCGUUGUUAUGGAGUUGUUUGUUUUAUGUAUUUAUGUAUUUGUCGUUGUGCCAUAAUAAUUAAUUUUUAUCAACUUUUUAUUUAGCAUGUAAUUGAAGUACAAUUUGAUGUACAUUUUGCAGCCAGGAGAAAAGUGUGUUGUAUGUUUUAUGUAAAUAAAAUGCACUAUUAAAUAUAACAGCC
Messenger RNA from Heteronotia binoei (common prickly gecko), 4323 nucleotides. RefSeq names its product Rap guanine nucleotide exchange factor 4 (gene RAPGEF4). NCBI's taxonomy places the organism in Eukaryota, Metazoa, Chordata, Lepidosauria, Squamata, Gekkonidae. The record is from RefSeq and is a predicted model, not a curated record. The coding region runs from base 69 to 3146 and encodes 1025 amino acids. Gene Ontology annotation, biological process: spermatogenesis; positive regulation of GTPase activity; Ras protein signal transduction. Gene Ontology annotation, cellular component: plasma membrane. The transcript is spliced from 31 exons. Gene Ontology annotation, molecular function: cAMP binding; guanyl-nucleotide exchange factor activity.